Messenger RNA from Amblyraja radiata (thorny skate), 6952 nucleotides. It is a transcript of the gene tecta, whose product is annotated as tectorin alpha. The record is from RefSeq and is a predicted model, not a curated record. NCBI's taxonomy places the organism in Eukaryota, Metazoa, Chordata, Chondrichthyes, Rajiformes, Rajidae. Gene Ontology annotation, biological process: cell-matrix adhesion. Gene Ontology annotation, cellular component: extracellular matrix. The coding region runs from base 172 to 6663 and encodes 2163 amino acids. Gene Ontology annotation, molecular function: extracellular matrix structural constituent; protein binding. The transcript is spliced from 24 exons.
CACCAGCGCCGACCGUGUCGUCAGCUCACAAUCAAACUGAAAGGAAGCUUUCUAUUGUGGCGCCUAGCCUUCUGGCUUCGGGGGCGCAUUUGGCAAUCUGGAAUAAUUAGUUAAAUUGUUCGAAUUUAAACUCUGUCUGUUCCAGUUUCACCCCCCGUGCCACUACAGCGGAUGCUUCCACGCUGCAGGACAUGCGCCGAGGCUGAGAUCAGGAUCAUGAGUCCCGGUUCUCUUCUCGUGGGCAUCUACAGCAUUCUCACCAUGGCCUGCACUGGAGCGUUGUGCUUAGACCUGUUGUACCCGUUUGGGAUCGGGAACCUGGACAGCGAAACCCCGAAGGUGGAUGACGGGGGAUCCCCUGAAAUUUCGCUACUAAUCACCUUCCCAUUUUUCGCAGUUGGGCAGAGGUCGCUUCACGUGAAUAACAAUGGGGUGCUAUCCUUCAACGUGCAAGUCAGUCAGUUCACUCCCGAGGUCUUCCCUCUAUCCGAUGGUCGCUCGUUCAUUGCUCCUUUCUGGGCUGAUGUCCACAACGGGAUCAAAGGAAAUGUGUAUUACAGGGAGAGCGUUGAGCAGAGCAUCUUGCAAAGAGUCACCAAGGACAUCAGAAAGAACUUCAAGGACCAGGCUUCCUUCUCGGCCACAUGGGUGUUCAUCGCCACCUGGGAAAAGGUCACUUUCUAUGGAGGCAGCUCGACCACCCCGAUGAACACCUUUCAGUGUGUGCUGGUGACAGAUGAAAGGAAUUCCUUUGCCAUGUUUAACUACGCUGAUAUUUCCUGGACGACAGGGACUGCAAGUGGAGGCGACCCUCUGACUGGUGUUGGUGGCUCAGCAGCACAGACGGGGUUCAACGGCGGGGACCUCAGUCACUUUUUCAGCCUGCCAACCUCUCGGAGCACUGAGAUGCUGAACAUCGAACAAACCAGCAACGUGAACUUCCCCGGCCGCUGGAUCUUUAAGAUAGACGGGGAGGCGAUUGACCCAUCGAGUGGCUGCAGCCUGAACGGUCAGUUUUUCCGUCGCGGGGAUGUGUUUUGGAUGGAUGAUAAAUGCCAAAUCAAGUGCCGCUGCCUGGACUUGGGUAACGCCAUUCAUUGUCAGAACCUGUCUUGCGGGCAGUUCGAGCAGUGCCACUCCGUGGACGGGGUUUACCGCUGCGUCCCCACCCAGACUGCCUCGUGUGUGGUGUUUGGAGACCCUCACUACCACACCUUCGAUGGGUUCCUGUACCAUUUCCAGGGAACGUGCUCGUACAUCCUCGCCAAGCCCUGCUGGGAGUUGGAGAAUCUGCCCAGUUUCAGCAUCGAGUCCAAGAACGAAAACCGGGUGGGGACCGCUGUAUCGUGGCUGAGGAACAUCAGACUGGAUGUGUACGCUCACAGCAUCGUCAUUCCCAGGGGAAACUCGGGCCAAGUCCUGGUGGAUGGGCUGCUCGCCACGUUGCCCGUGCAUCUGGAGAUGGGGGCGAUCAAGAUUUAUCAGAGCGGAGUGGCCACGGCGGUGGAGACGGAUUUCGGUUUGCUGCUAACAUUCGACGGGGAACAUUACGCUUCCAUCUCGUUGCCCAGUUCCUUCCUGAAUAACACGUGCGGUCUCUGCGGGAACUUCAACAACAACCCGGCCGAUGACAACAUGCUCCCAGGAGGAAGCCCAUCCGAGUCGCUGGCGGAGCUGGGCAACGGAUGGAAGGCGGCCGACCCGGACUGGUACUGUCAGCACGGUUGCGGGGACAACUGCAGCGUGUGCGACCCGCACACAGAGACCUUCUACUACACAGCCGACUACUGCGGCAUCAUGAACAAGACCGACGGGCCGUUCCGCGACUGCCGAGCCGUGUUGGACCCCACCAGCUUCGUCAUCAGCUGUGUGUACGACAUGUGCGCCAACCGGGACAACAUCACCACUCUGUGCCAGGCCAUCCAAGGCUAUGCCCUCACCUGCCAGGCCGUGGGCAUCACCAUCGGAGCCUGGCGCUCCCGCACCUUCUGCGCCUUGCCGUGUCCGGAGUGGAGUCACUACGAGGUGUGCACCAGCAGUUGUCCAGCUACCUGCACUGACCUGAUCUCGCCUCUGUACUGCUCCAGGCCCUGCACCGAGGGCUGCCAGUGUGACGAGGACCAUGUGCUGAGUGGGAAUCGCUGUGUGCGGCUGGACGGGUGCGGCUGCGAGUUCCAGGGGCGCUACUACGACUUGCAAACCAAGUUCUGGGCAACGGCCGACUGCACAGUGCGUUGCCUGUGUGAGGUUCACGGAGAGGUUGCGUGCACGAACGAGACGUGUUCGGAAGGGGAGUUUUGUCUGGUGGAACACGGGUUGUUGGGUUGCUACCCCAGGCGAGCCGCUGUCUGCACAGUGUCACGCAGCAACGGGCUGCAGACUUUCGACGGCGCCUCCCUCGAUUUCCGCGACGAGUAUGCCUACACCUUGCUCAAGGUUUGUGGAGCAAACAGCUACAACCUGUCUCACUUCGAAAUCAAACUCGGGAGAAAUAAAAUGGUGAACGGUUCUUCGAUAAAAUCGCUGACUAUAAAAUUCCCUGACUAUGAAGUAAAAAUUGAUGGCAGUGACAACGUUAUCAAGGUGAAUGCUUUAGCAAUUUCCUUGCCAUUCAUGCAUUCGUCUGGAAAACUGAAGAUCUACAGGAACGGGAAUUACACCAUGGUGGAACUAUACAACAGUCUGCAAAUCCUGUACACGAGUGAAGAUCGAAUAAAUGUCAUGCUGUCCACUGCCUACUAUAACAACACCUGUGGCCUCUGUGGAUAUUUCAAUGGGAAUCCCACUGAUGAUUUCCGGAAAGCAAAUGGGAAAGUGACGGAGAACACUGCAGAGUUUGUGGAUAAUUGGAAGACAUUUGCAGAUGAUAUGACAUGCAAUGGACAGUGUGAAGAGCUUUAUACCGUGUGCACUAAUGAGGAUUUGAUCCUGUAUCAAGGAACCUCUUUAUGUGGGAUAAUCAAUGAUCCCAAUAACAGUUCUUUCCUCAGCUGCCAUGAAGCUGUCAACUCAUCUCCCUUCUUCAGAAGUUGUCUCUACACCAUGUGUUUAAAUGGCGGGAACAUAUCUGCACUUUGCAGCUCCCUGCAGGCCUAUGCAGAUGCCUGCACUGGUGCUGACGUCAUGCUGGCUAACUGGAGAAGCAGCGGCUUUUGUCCGUUGCCAUGUCCCGAGAACAGCCACUUUGCCGAGUGCACCACGGCGUGCCCGCUCACCUGCCAGUCCAUGCGGCACGAUGCCGACUGCCACCUGCCCUGUGUGGAAGGCUGCCAGUGUGACCCAGGCUUCGCUCUGAAAGGCGGCCGCUGCAUCGCCACGAACGAGUGUGGCUGCGUCUACGAAGGCUCCGAGGUGGCGAGCAAUGAGACCUUCUGGGCAGACAGCGAGUGCCAAACGCGCUGCUUCUGCAACGGCACGGACAACGCGGUUUACUGCGAGAGCGGCCCCUGCCGCGCCGACCACUUCUGCUCCGAGCAGGACGGGCUGUUCCACUGCCUGGUCCGCGCCGAGGCGCUGUGCAUCGUGUCCGGAUACAGCCACUACUACACCUUCGACACGCUGGGCUACGAGCUGCAGAGCACCUGUAGCCACGUCGUCAGCACGGUGGCCGCCGACACCCCUCACCUGCCCCACUACCUGAUCCAGGCCAGGAAUGAAGAGCGCAACACGUCGCUCGCCCUGUGGCUGCGGGAGGUGGAGAUCACAGUGUACGGUUACAACAUCAGCGUGUCCAAGAGCUACAAGCACACAGUGAUGGUCAAUGAGGAGCGCCUCUACCUGCCCCUGCGACUGGGCGGAGGUCAGGUCAACCUCUACUCGUUCGGCUUCUACAUGGUGCUGGAGACUGACUUCGGGCUCAAGGUGAUGUACGACUGGGACACGCUGCUGGCGGUGACCGUGCCCCGAGCCUUCUCCAACGCCACGCGGGGUCUGUGCGGCCAGUUUAACGGCGAGCCGGAUGAUGAGCUACAGACGCCCAGCGGCGAGCCGGCCGGCAGCUUGCUGGAGUUUGUGAGCAGCUGGGCAGUCGGUGGCACAUCCUUCUGCCAACCAGGCUGCAGCCGGGGCUGCCCUUCGUGCGACCGGGUGCUCAGCCUCCCCCUCCAAACGCAGCAGCUCUGCGCUCUGAUCGUGUCCAAGGACAACCUGUUCAACCGCUGCCACGGGAGAGUCAACCCCACCUUCUUCUACCACAACUGCAUCUUCGACUCGUGCAUCGACCGCGGCAACAGGGAGACGGCCUGUAAGUGGCUGCAGAACUACGGCAGCACCUGCCAGGCGCAGGGCGUGUUGAUGCAAGGAUGGAGAAACAUCACCAGCUGCUUGAUCACUUGUCCUGCAAACAGUCACUACGAGAGCUGUGUGUCAGUGUGCCAGCCACGGUGUUCCACAUUCAAAAUCCACCAGGACUGUAACCAUUACUGUGUGGAGGGAUGUCAGUGCAACGAUGGCUUCCUGCUCAACGGCAGAACGUGUAUCCUGCCUCAGGACUGCGGCUGUGUGGCAGAGGACAAAUACUAUGAGGCUGGGCAGUUCUUCUGGAACACAAACUGCUCCAAACACUGCCGGUGCAUGGGUCGCAAUAUGGUGCAGUGUGACUCGCGCCAGUGCAAGAGCGGGGAACUGUGCUCGCUCCGCAACGGCAUCAGAGGCUGUUACAGCAGCAAGAGCUCCCACUGCAUCGCUGCCGGAGGGGGCAUAUUCCAGACCUUUGACGGUGCUUUCCUACGAUUUCCUGCUGCCUGCUCAUUUGUCCUCUCCACAAUCUGUCACAAACUUCCAGAUAUCUCUUUCCAACUGAUCAUAAACUUUGACAAAUGGAGUAUGCCGAACAUGACGCUGAUCUCCCCGGUUUACCUUUACAUCAACGAGGAACAGAUCCUCAUCUCAGGAAAUGUUGUCCAGGUGAAUGGAACCCCAGUCACGAUUCCUGUUGUCACGGCGCUAACAAAGAUCUCAACAGCUGAGGGAUUCCUGAUCAUUGAUACCAUUCAAGGCAUUCAGAUCCAGUACAACUGGUUUAAUUUGCUGUCUAUCAGGAUGGGUGAACGGCUGCAGAACAAGGUGUGCGGUCUGUGUGGCAACUUCAAUGGAAAUCCCAAUGACGACGACUUAAGUUCACGAGGAAAACCCACGGAAACGAUCAUGGAGUUGGCAAAGAGCUGGAAAACCAAUGGCAUGCAGAACAGCUGUGAUGAAGAGCAGUACACAACCUUAUCCCUCACCUGUGAUAAUCGGGACAUCAUCCGGCUACAGAAUGAGGGAAGCUGCCUGAAACUUACGGAAAUGAAAGGUUUCUUCCAGCCGUGUUAUGGAUUCAUCAACCCAGUGCCGUUUUAUGAGUCCUGUGGAAUGGAUGCCUGCUACUGGGACAAGAAGUCCCAAAUCUGCAGCUCGCUGGCAGCAUAUGGAGAAGCCUGUCGCUCGCUGGGGAUCCUGAGCACCGACUGGAUUAGGCGGGAAAACUGCUCAGAAUUGAUCGAAGACCCAUGUGCUGGAGGUAUUUGCACCAACUACAGUUUAUGCCGACAGGGUAACGGUGACCUGUGUGGCUGUCCUGAGGAACCCAGCCCCAACAGUGAUGAUAUUGUCCAGGCAGACGUGGUGUGCAAAUACUCUCAGAUGGAGGUUUAUAUUUCCAAGUGCCGACUCUACCAGCUGGGGUUUGAACGCGGGGAUGUUCGCAUUAAUGAUAACCGUUGCAUGGGUUCAGAGGGAGAUGAUUUCAUUGCAUUUCACAUCAAUAACACCAAACGAAACUGCGGAAACAUCAUGAAGACAAAUGAAACCCACAUAAUGUACACCAACACUGUCUGGAUCGAGAGCCUGAACAACACGGGAAGUGUGAUCACUCGCGACAGAGUCAUUAACGUCGAGUUCUCCUGUGCCUAUGAACUUGACCUGAAGGUUUCUCUAGAAACUGUUGUAAGGCCAAUGCUAAGUGUUGUCAACCUCACUCUUCCCACCAAAGAGGGUAGUUUCAUCACUAAAAUGGCUCUGUAUAAAAACUCGUCCUACAAGUUUCCGUAUGGAGAAGGCGAGGUGACACUCACCACCCGUGACGUCCUGUACAUUGGGGUGUUUGUCGAGGGAGCAGAUUCUACCCAGCUCAUUCUCAUCAUCAAUCGGUGCUGGGCCACUCCGUCUCGUAAUCCAAAGGACCGACUACGCUACAUGAUCAUAGAACAAGGGUGUCCAAACUCAAAGGACAGCACCAUAGAGAUGGAGGAGAAUGGCGUGUCUCUCACCUGCCGCUUCCACAUCGUUGUAUUCAAGUUUAUAGGGGAUUAUGACAAGAUUCAUCUACACUGUGAUGUGUCGUUGUGUGAUGCAAAUAUCAAUAAUUGCCGAAUUACUUGCCCCACCAACAGCAGGAGACUCGCAGACGAUGGACAACUCGCAAAAGAGCAGAUCCUCUCAGUCGGACCUAUCAGGAAAAGAGCAGCUGAUUUGUGUGAAGUGGACAAUGGUGGUUGUGAACAGAUUUGUACAAGUCUUGGAGAGCAGGCAGUGUGUAGCUGCACCACCGGAGUCUUGCAUUGGGAUGGAAAGCACUGCCGAGCUCUAAGCGCUUCCAGUGAGCCAACAAUACUGCCUCAGCUUUUGGUGAUCACUCAGAUCAUUAGUUGGUUAUUGGUAAACACACAAAACCUGAAACUGUAGCAGAGAUGGAACAGUCAGACAUGGGAGCAAGAUUACAGUGGGAUUGACCAGAAUUAAACAAACAACUGCAAUUUCAUUUUUUUUUGGGAUCAAUUUUAUUUAAUUAAAUAAUGCUUUUGUAGUGAAAUACUGUAAUAUCUGGACUGUAUCAUGCAUUUUUACAGAGUUGGAACUUACUCUUUAUCCUGAUAUAAACAGCCAGGACUGGUGUAUGUUUUAGGAUUUCAACUUUUGAACUGUUGUGUUUAGGGUAACAAACAUUGAAAUAAAAGAUUUAUUGUCAAUCGAA